AUGUUCAAGGAAACUUUCUAUCCUUAUGAGAAACUCUGUUUAGACGAAUCUCUGAUGCUGUUCAAGGGUCAUCUGAAAGUAAAGCAACAUAUUCCAGCAAAGGGAAGUAUGUUUGGAAUUAAAAUUUUUAUAAUUUUUUAUUGGAAGACAAAUUAUAUAUUGGAUUUUAUCAUUUAUGUUGGCGCACAGACAGGCAUUGAUAAUCAUGGUAUGGGAGUGUCUGGAAAUACAGUAGCCACAUUACCCCAAACUUACUUGGAGAAAGGACAUACGCUGUUUGUCAACAACUGGUAUACCAGCCCAGAUCUAUUUUGUUGGUUGUAUGACAGAGCGACAAACACAUGUGGUGCAGUUAGGCAAACAAGGAAGGAAGUGCCAGCAAUGGAGGACAAAUUGAAGAAAGGAGAAAUAACUUCUCGAUCUUCAGAAUCAGGUAAGGUAAUUGUUCUGAAGUGGCAUGACAAGAAGGAAGUCUGGAUGUUAUCAACGUACCACAAAGCUGAAAUGCAUCUGACUUCAAAAAGAGAUCGGAAGAGUGGUGAUCAGAAAAUGAGACUGAGUGUGGUAAUAGAUUACAAUAAAUCAGCGGGACUAGUCGACCAAAGUGACAUGCUAAUAAAAACAGUGGACAAUACAUGGAAGUCGUCUAAGUGGCACAGGAAAUUGUUUUUGCACAUUUUGGACACGGCAAUAUUCAAUGCCUUUUGCUUAUACCAAAAAUAUGGGACGAAAAUGAAGUACAAAAAGUUUCAUUUCAAUGUAAUUAGAGAAAGUUUUGCAACUUUUUAUAUCAAUUGCAAGAGAGCAGGUGGUGCUAAAUGUCAAGAGUACCUACAAGACUAA
Molecule: messenger RNA, 843 nt
Organism: Schistocerca piceifrons (Central American locust)
Lineage: Eukaryota; Metazoa; Arthropoda; Insecta; Orthoptera; Acrididae
Product: piggyBac transposable element-derived protein 4-like
Exons: 1
Coding region: 1-843 (280 amino acids)
Source: RefSeq, a predicted model, not a curated record